Messenger RNA from Tremella mesenterica DSM 1558, 399 nucleotides. RefSeq lists its product as uncharacterized. NCBI's taxonomy places the organism in Eukaryota, Fungi, Basidiomycota, Tremellomycetes, Tremellales, Tremellaceae. The record is from RefSeq and is a predicted model, not a curated record. Bases 1 to 399 code for a protein of 132 amino acids. The transcript has 3 exons.
AUGGACAAAGGGGAUAGAAUCGAAUUGAGGAGGAAUGAAAGGAAGGGAGAAGAUGUGACGCGAGGGCGAAAGAGGAGAGAAAGGGUGGAAUUCUCCAUCAUCUUUGAUUCAUAUAAUAUCCUCUAUGUCAGAUCUGGCUCGAGAUGGCGAUCACUUUGCGUGGGAAAGAUGAGAGUAGGAUCGGCUGUGGCAAGGAGGAAUGAGUGGCAAAGAUGGACGAAAGUCAUGAGCAACUUAAUGUACGUCGCCGCCAACCCACUAUUACUCAGCUCAGCUUACGCUGCUUAUCCCUCGUAUUGGGGAUCAUACAACCGUUGGGGACGAUACGGUUAUGGACCAGGCUACGGUCUCGGUUGGGGUUCCAGUUGGUAUAAUCCCUACAUGAUGGGAUAUUGGUAA